Pocillopora damicornis (cauliflower coral) is the source of this 1581-nucleotide messenger RNA. RefSeq lists its product as uncharacterized. Lineage: Eukaryota; Metazoa; Cnidaria; Anthozoa; Scleractinia; Pocilloporidae. The record is from RefSeq and is a predicted model, not a curated record.
AUGCCUAGUGCAGCGACCGAACCCAAGUCCACUUCAUGGAAAGUUACAGCGCAAGUUGCUGAAGAGAUGAUCAAGUUAAAAAAGGGUGACCCUCGCGUUGCAUUAGCACUUCACAAUGCAAAGAUACAUCGGCCAGCAUUGUAUAUUUCUUCAAAAGCCUCUUUGACAAGUAGCGUAGAUGACACAACAAAAAUGGCCGUUCCAGGGCAUAAUCAGAAUUCUAAGAUCACGGCAGUGCGAUCCAAAAAAGUAAAUAAGAUUGACUGCAAGGGAGAAAUGUCUUCUGAGGCGAAAAGAACUCGGAGGUCGGGAAACAAAUCCCAAGAAUUUUCUCGCGAACAAAUUUCAAGUCCUUCUGGAUCAAAAUUCGAUUUGAAUUCGUACCAAUUAAAGAAGAAUACUGCCACCGUUUACAACGAAUGGGAACCUGACCUAUCCCUGGAGAAAAGUGAGAAUCAAAGCAGUAAACUGGUGACACUAUCAACUGUCAAUGUACAACCUUGGGAAAAUGAUUCAGUUCAAACAGCUAACGAUAAUAGGCAGCCAUCCGGCCUAAAGGGUUUUAUGGACAAGCAAGUCAGAAGAGCUGAAAUAUCUCGUCUUGUUUCACUUCAACAGGAUAGUAACGUGCGUAGAUUGCAUGAACAAAUUAAAACAUGUGCUGAUGAUGACUGUACAGUUCAACAUACAAAUAAAAAAAUACUCAGACCAGGAAGAAAAACAUGUUCUUUCGCACUUCGUGAAGGUGAGCUCGAUAUCAGCAGACUUUCUGAAAUACUUCUGGUAAGUUCAAAAAUGCCAUGGAAUCCCUGUUCACCGUGCCGCCUUCCUCAUGUAAAAAAAAAGUAUAACACCAAUGGGAUAAAACGCGUGGAUUUUCCAGUCUUCGAGAGAGGUCCCGUGAUGUCCCUGAUGAAAACGGAUUGUCAUCUUUGUACAGAAUGUAGAAAAAAAUCUCAAAAUCUACCAAGAGUAUAUGGCGCUGACAACGAAUCGGAAAACCUGACCCGUCUUAAAUACAGGUUGAAACUAAAAGAACGCCAGCUCUUGGAAAAGAAAGACGGUUUUGAUAAACCUUCUGGACAAAGUGUGAAACAAGAUAAUUCGCAAAAAAGUUCUUCUCUUGGGCAAAAAGAAGAUCUUAGUGCUGGCCAGCUUGAAGAAUUAGUAUUACCAAAGUUGUACCUUUCACAUCACUCUUCUGCCACCGCAGUUUGUGAACAGAAACUGAGAACACCGAGGACACUGUCAAAGAUUACUGAUACUACCCUGAGUUUCGAAGAGCGUUCAAACCAACGGUACCACAAGGUGGUUAAAAUUGAGAGAAUCUCUGCUCAGGAACAACCUUUGAAAAUUUUAACUAAAAAAGGAUCAUCCUCAACAAAGUUGUGUGAUUUUUCAGGUGCUCUACCCCCCCUGACGAGUGAUUUGCGUGUCUUGGCCUCUCCACUUCGUGGUUUUACUCCUCAGUAUUGCAGUGACUUAGCAAAAAGUCCAAUACUUUGGAGAGAGAAUUCUGAACUGAAAAAAGCAAAACAGGAGGAAAAUACCAAAACUGAGACGUAAGAGUUUACAGGCGAA